UCUCAGGUUUCCCAUAUUUUCUCCACGGGAAAUUGAUGUGUCAAAGCAAUUUCUCCAUUAAAGGAAAAAAAAAGUCAAUAUUAGUGAUUUGUCUGAGAAAGUGAUAAAGCCACGCAUCAGGAGAAAUAGCAGUGGUUUCCUAGGUUGGUUGCAUGGAGCUGCCAGAUUUCUGAAUCCUUUGUAUGAACUCUGAGGCUUCCUUAAGGAAUGGAAUAAAUACCAUCUCUUAAGGAUGCUGCUAAAUGUAACAGAUGUUUGUUCUGGUCUUAACCAAUACACCAUCUACGUUUGUACUCACAACUGAUCCUUUAAAAAUGGACAAGCCUUAAGGGCAUACAGUACAACAUAAGCUAUGUAGAGAUGCGCUAAAAGAUCUCAGUCAUGUGGUAGUCAGAACCAUUUCUGUGGUGAAGCAUGUUUUGGAACCUGAAGAGAAAUUGUUAAAGGAACCUGUGAGAACAUCUGUCUCUGUUGUAUGAGAGGACAACUCAACUAGUCAUCAAAGUCAGAUGCUGGUGGGACUGCAAUAAUAACAAAUAAUAAUAAAACUAUAAUUUAGUUAUGUCCAAAUGUGUACAGGGUAUGUUAAAAUGUGUUUAGUAUAUGUAAUGAAUUAGUGAUAAGCUUAAGCCCAAAAUAGCUAUGAAAAUUAAGGCAAGGGGUUUCUCUUUUCAUCUUAAAGGUGACAUCAGUUUGCACGAGUCUCAAUUACAGCAAAUAUUAUGAGAAUAUUGUACAGUGAGAAUUUUGAGUCACAAUUCAAAAUCCUGAAUGCAGAGGAGGAGAAAUACAUAUCUCUUUACGUUUUAAUUAUGCUGAGGAAAUAAGUGGAAAAUGUUAGAAAGCAAAGUUAAUAUCCUUUUUUAUUACUUUUUUAAUAGGUAGAAAACUUAAGCUAAUUUUCUGGAUACUGAUGAUGUUUCUAGUUCAUCUGGUUUGCAUUGCAGAUCUCAUUUUGGGGGCUUUAUUUGCAUUCAUUGCUCAUCUUCCAUGGGAGAGUUGCAGAUGCUGGGCGGCACAUUCUUGCUGUCAUUGCUGACUCUCCUGGCAUGUAUGGAUUGUUGAUGAUCUCUGUGUCUUGCAGGGUUGAAAGCUGCAGAGUUCCAGUGGGUUGCGAAGCUCCAGUAAGGCGGUUCACUAAAAUACAGUGCCAGGACUUCUCUGUGCUUUUUUUUUUUUUUUUAAAGCAACAGUCAAGUGAUAAGCAUCUCUUAAUAUUCAAUGGUCAAGGGUUUUUUUGUCUGCUAUAGAAGAGUUUUCGUGGUGUCUUUAGCACUUUCACAAACACAGGGCAUGCUUACUUGAUAUUUAUUAGAAUCGUGGUGGUGAUAUGGGCCUGGCUUUCAGGGACUUGGGAACAAGCCAUAUUCUAAACUGGUACUAAGUGUAAGCUGUUCUCUUUCUGAACACUUAUGUUGCUCUGCAUGCCUUUGUGAGACGAUAGUUGGGAGCUAGUCUCAGCCGGUAAAGAUUGUACCAUGUAUUUAACACAUCUGACUGCUACUCCACUUAUCUGUAGUGAUGAUGUGAAUGUGAUGCCACACUGUCUGCUUUGUAUCGUUCACUGCUUCUCAGAGCAUGGCCUUCCUUCUCUCCAAGACAAAUCUAUACAAAGAAACACAGGAAGGCACUCUGCUGUAACCAAGUUUUUAAUUAAUGCUUUGCUUGAAAUGGUGUCAAAAGGCUGUGGUGAGCCAUGUGCUUACAAUGAGCCUUAUAAGGUUUUUUGUUUCUACUCCUCAUACGUGGCCAAUUUGUUAAGUUGCAGCUAUUUGUAGACAUCAUUUCAUGCUGCAUUAUCUCUCACGAAGAUGCAAGGGUUUUUGCUCAGGCAGGUGAGAGAAACAUGAAUUACAAGGAGUUCAAUUGGUAUCAUUAGCUGUGACCCUUUCUCCAGCUAUUGUUUUGUCUACUGGGACUUACCGAUGUGUCUAUGUAUCUGCCACAGAACUGUCAUCUCUCAAGUUAUCCAGUGAGCAUUUUAAAGGCUUCAUGGUUCCCAAGCAGAGCUGGAUGAGAUGGCUGCUGCUGUCAGUGCUGAGUGUGUGUGGGUGCCUGUGCUGGGAGGGGGUGACAGCUGCAUCCCUGCUUCAUAGCCUGGUGGAAGUGAACCUUAUAAUGGUCGGGAGUGGGAUGUUAUAGUCAUGGAAAUCUUACACGCACAUAGGAUAUAAAAAGUACCGCUCAAAUCAUGUUCAUCCUAGGAUGCUGAGGUAAUGUUUUUUCCCUCACAUGCAGCAGUGAGAUCUGAAGAGCAGUACUCAGCAAAAAGAAAGGAGGGGAAAACCAAGGAGGUGUGGUGAAACCAGUUGGUGAAUUGAAGAGUAAUUUGCAAUGAAAAUAUUUAUGUGAAUCAUGGUGUCAAACAGGUGGGCUGUAAGGAAGUUUGGGAAGAUUGCGCUCAUUCUCUGAAUACAGUUAAUCAGAUCUCCUGCCAACAGAAGAAACAUUAGCACAUUGAGAGAGUAACUCAGAGAAAGGGAUUUAAUUACAGAGUAUUUGCUAAAUGUCAAAUCACAUGUAGAAAAAUCCGUGCAGCUUAUGAGGUAGUUAUGCAUGCUAUUUUUGCGCCUAGAACGCAGCAAGCCAGAUUCUAAAAUGCAGUUCCUGCAGAUUCUGCUGCAUCAGCCAGGUGCAUUAUCUAUCUCUGCCUCUCAAAAAGAUUUCCAUAUAACAAAGGGAUGGUGGAGAAAUUUUUGAAAGUUUGAAGCAAUGUGAUUGUACAAGGGCUGCUCCAAAAGUACUGCCUCCUAUUUCAUUAUUUUGGCCCCUAAUGUCAGAGGCACGUGUUGGUGAUAUGGCAGUAGAGGUUAGAUCUUCCUACCAAUGUUGCAUUAUGUUGUGUUGUGUGUGACAGAUGGCAGCAAAGGGACAGUCUGACAUGAAAGUACCUAUGAAGCAAAGAUAUCAUUGAAUUCUUCCAUUCGGAGGAAAAUGGCACCCAUUGACAUUCAUCAACACUUGCUGAAUGUUUACAGAGACCAAACAGUGGAUGUAAACAGCGCGGUGGUGGGUUCCAGCAAUGCUAACAAACAGUGUGUCACCUCUAGCGGUCCCGAAGGUUUGUGGUUGAGCAGGGAACAAUAAUGGCUAGUUCUCAUGUGCUGUAGUCACACCUCAGCUCCAUCGGGUGUCAGCAGCGAGCACGUAUCGGUAUAACAACCCAGCUCCAGUUAAAAGGAGAAAACAACCUACCUUGCAUCUAUAUUUGGUGCAGUGUGUGUACUGCACUAUGUUAACACACUGCAUCAGGAAGGAAUUUCAAAUGCUCUCAGGGAAUUUACUAACAAAAGUCCUGCUGGAUUUGCUUACAUGCAUUUGUGAGGGAAAACACUAAUCUUGUUUAAUAAACUAUUCUCUUUCCGCUGCUGCUCUUGGAGCCUGAACAACAGGCAUGAAACAAGGAAAGAAGACCUCAUUACACGUACAAACCAGGCACAGCAGUAGCAAAGGGAGAAGAUUUUUCUCUUCUAAUACAGAUAAACUGCUUGAUUUUUGGCUUCAAGAAGGAUUUUUGUUUGCUUUGGAGAAACAGACAGCAGAGUAAUCAGUGUUAGCUGAGCUCUUUCACUGAAUGGCUUCAAGCAACCCUGCUUGUUGCUUUCUGAAAUGAAGAGCAGACUUUGUACGAGUGUUUCCAAGUCUGCUUUAAUGUAUGAAGUUCUGCUUUGAAACACCAUGUCAAAUGAAGCCAGUUUGGAGCAGAAACUCUCUACAACAACCCUCAGUUCGGUUGCUGUUCAGGCUGGGAAUGCCAGUAUUGUUAUAGCUGUGUUGAAGUGUGGAAAAUGGGUGAAACUUCAGCUGGCUGAAUCAACACCAAAUUUAUUAGAAAUUGGCAGCAAUCAAGAUGAAACAAAAAAACUGCUACAAGAUCAUGAACUCCUCCUCACUAAACUUAAGGCUUUGGAAGAUCAGGUGUGGAACCUGCUGCAUGAAGCAGACAAGGCUGCUGAGGAGAAUAAGGAGAAGAGUCAGGUGUAUGAUGCCAUGGCAGAGACGCUUGGGGAUGCAUGGGAUGCCCUUGUAAUUAUGUUAAAGAAGAGACAGGCUCUUCUGGAACUUACUACAAUGUUCUUUGAAAAUGCUCUGGAGUUUGCUGUUAAAAUUGACCAAGUUGAAGAUUUUGUGAAAAAUGCUCAAGAAUUUGAUGACAUUGACAAUUUAAGAGAACUCCUUCUGCAACAGGAGCAUCAUACAAAAGAGCUCUUGGAAAAAUCACUUGCUCUUUUGAACAAAAGCCAUGAGCUAACUGAAUUCAUCGAAGAAUUCAAACGUGAGGGACCAAAUGCAAAUCCUGAGCUGAUUCAGGGAGCCCAGAGCAGCUGCUUGAAAAUUGAUAACCUCCUUGAACUGCUACAAGACAGACGAAGGCAACUGGACAGAUCUCUUAAACACCAGCGUCGAGGUCUGGAGCAGGUUCUACAGAUUUGUCUGUGGCAUCAACAAGAGAACCAGGUAACAUCCUGGUACAAGAAAAACAUCAGAGAUUAUCUUCAAAAGGAAAACCUGGGCUCAUCGUUAUUGGAAAAUGAAGAGUUACUUCAAAAGCAUAAAGAAAUGGAAGUCAAAGUGAAAGAAUGGAACUUCACUGUGGAACAACUAGAAGCUGAAGCGCUUAAGAUCUUGCUUUCAGAAGACUACACAGAAAAAGAGCAUUUAAAUAUUUCAAAUCAGAAGAUCCAUCUGUUAAGAGGAGAAGUAUGUUGCCAUAUGGAAGAGAGGAAAGCCUUGUUACAAGAGGCCAAUGACUUUUUUAAUACAGCUGAUAAGGCAGUUAAUGCUCUUGAGAAUUACCUUAAAAUCUUUAACUCAGAAGGCUUGAGUUUGCCUGUCCUGUCAAUGAAGUAUGAUGAAUUAAAGGAAGAAAUUAAAGGCUGCACAGCAAGUACGUUGCAAAAAGGACAAACUUUAAUUAAUAAAGCAGAUUCUCACAGCUCUUGGGUAAUAGGGAUUCAGAGAGCGAUAGAGAAUGUUAAGAAAAAAGAGGAUCAACUGAUCAGGCAGUGUCCAGAUGAUAAAGAACUCAUGUUGAAGAAGCAACAGUGGACUGUCUCACUUGAAGAUCAUCUAAAUAAGGUACUGCAGUCAAUUAAAAAAAUCACCUCAAGGCUUGCAGUCGAUGUGGAGGUUGGUUCCCAUCUGUCAGAGUCAGAAAGAAUUUUGAAUGAACACCUUGAGCUGGCAAAUCAAAUAAAGGAAACUUCAUGUGAACUGGGAGAAGCUGAGGGAAUCAUCAAAGACAUGAAAGAGUUUGAACCUGAGCAAGUGGCAGCUUUUAAAACCAAAACUUAUUUCUUGAAUGAAGAACUGAAAAAAGCUGAAAGAAGUAUUUGUACAAAAAUAGAAAUUCUAACAACUUAUGUGGCCUUUUUAAAGUCUUCAUUGGAGGUGAAUGACUACAUUCAAAAUCUGAAGGAAUUCUAUCAAGCAGAGCCUCUGCAAACAAGCAGGGAGGCUGAAAAUAAAAAUGCAAUGGAGUCAGUUAAUACAAAGUGGCAAGAAUCUAUAGAGAAGUUUUUUUCCACUGAAAAUCUGGGUCGCGUUUUUCUUAAUUUAGUAAAUACGAUAAGUGACGGCUUAAUAUUAAAAGUAGAAAAAUCUGUACAAGUUAUAGAAGAAACCAUUAUCAAUUUGAGUAAAGAAAUGAAAGAACUGACUGAUCUUUGGGCAAUCUGGAAUUUUAAAAUUAAUCAAGGAAAACCUAUCAGGCAACAGUGCUGGUUAUUGGAAGAGCAACUAAAUAAGACUAUGCAUGGUCUACAGUUUCUUCAAGAGGCACUCACACUUACAUCAACAGUUGAUCUUGGAAGUUAUGUUUGUCUUGCCUUAGAACAACAAAAACUUAACCAAAUGAAGCCACAGUUUCAGCAAAUGAAUGCUGAGCUGGAGUACAUGAUGAAAUUAUUAGAGUUGCCAAGUCAGAAAGGAUUUCCUGUGAAGGAGAAUUCUGAAAGAAUAAGUGAGCUUAUUCACCUUCAUCAAAUGGUGAAGAGCACAAUGACAGAGUAUGAUGAGAUUUUCAACAAGACGCUUAAAUUCCAUCAUGUUAAGAAAGAACUGGAAUGUCUAUCAAAAUCAGGAGAACUGGAUUUUCCGGAAAUUGCUGUGGUCCCUGAAGAUGUGCACCAUGCCAAAGCUUACCUUUUGAAUGCUCAAAAGAAACAUAUGCAUAUCAGACAGCUUUAUAAGCUGGCUAUUGACCAGGGAGUGGAUAUCUUGUCUGCAGUGCAGAAGCCUAAUUGCUUGAAUGUUUCUGCGAAGAAUCUGAAACAAGAACUUGCUCGACUUGAGUGUGACAGCAUUAACUGGAGCUCCAAAGCAGAUAAGUACGAGGAAGAACUAUCACAGCACUUCCAAUACUAUAUCAGUCAAGAGGAGAUAAAUGAGCUUAGAGAAUCAUUUAAGGACCUCAAAAAGAAAUUCAACAAUUUGAAGUUUAACUAUAUUAAGAAAACUGAAAAAGCUCGAAAUUUAAAAGCACUCAAAAUACAGAUUCAGCAAGUUGAUACAUAUGCUGAGAAAAUACAGAUUCUUAAAAAGAAGAUAGAUAAUUUAGAGAAGAAAUUAGUAGACGCUGCAACAAAUGAACCCAAUGUUAGAGUCAUGUUGGUGUCAAUAAGUGAGUUACAAAAACAGCUAAAUGAUUUUGGCAGAGUUGUGGAGGAUUAUAAGCAAAAUCUGGGCCUCACGGAGCGUCUGCAACUCAUGAUGGAAGAGUGUCAAUUUUGCUUUGAAGAUGUUAGUGCAACAGUCGUUAGAGUUGGCAAGUAUUUCGCUGAAUGCAAAACCAGAGAAGCAGUGGAGACCCUCUACAAGCAAUUCAAUAAGUUUAUUGAGUCUACAGUGCCUCAACAAGAAGAGAAGUUUCAGCAGAUUAUAGAUCUGGCUGAACAGUUAUAUGGUUUUGAAGAAGGAAAUAAGUAUGUUGAAAAAGCUGUAUCAAAGUACAAAGAAAUCCUUAAUUCUGUUGAUGAGUUGUGUAGAUCGCUGAGAGAAUUUAGAGAGAUUCAGAAAGAUGACUUUGCUGGAGAGCUGGUUACUGUUCAAAAAAAAGGAAAUAGUCAAGAAGCAUGUGAGGACAAAGCAGAUGAAGAAAAGCAUCAGAAGAGGAAUAAAUUGGCUGAUAUUCCAAUUAUCUGCCCAGCUGGUGAGGAUCUUGUUUCACAGGAUACAGAGCUGUCAUCUUCAGCCAAAGAGGAUAGUUUACAGACUGAAUUCCUGGCAGAAGAAAUACCCUCUGGAGAUGAAUAUGAGUGUAUAUCACCUGAUGAUAUCUCUUUGCCACCACUUUCUGAGACACCAGAGUCCAAUCUCUUACAUUCUGAAACCGAGCUAGAAGAGCAACAUUGUUGUAGUUCUCAUAAUUUGCAUGCCAGUUCAUAUAGCUUGCAAAUGCAGAAAGCCUCCAGUGAUAAAAGAUUGAUGGAAUCAUCUGAUCUCUUAACAAAUUCUGCUUAUGCUGAUGCUACAAAUACUAGAAUGGAAAGGCCAUCAGCUCAGCUUGAGAAGUUUUGUAUCUCUUCAACAGAUUCUGGUCCAAAUGUCAGAGCAGAUUCUCCUCUGCCUUGUCGUUUACAAGCAGUAUGUGAAGCUAGCGCUGCUUCCUGCACAAUAAGUGCCAAACCAGCAUAUAGCACGAUGAGUGAAGCGCGCAAAACACUUUUGCAGCACCUUGAAAUUCAUAAAAGCAUGGCAGAAACACAAGAACAAUUGCAUGACUCAAAUAACUGUACUAAAACCCAGGACAGGCUGCAUGCUUUGCCUGAUGCAUUCUCAGGUUUCGUCUUUCAAUCAGACGCCACCAGAAGCUGUCAGAGGCAGAUGGUCAUCCGAGAAGAGAUUAAAAGUGCAUCAGAAAAGAACAGCAUGGCCUGCCUAACUGGACAGGCUCCUAACUUCUCCCAGCUUCUGUCUAAUGUAACCGUCAUGGAAGGUUCUCCGGUAACUCUGGAAGUAGAAGUAACAGGAAUCCCAGAGCCUACACUGACAUGGUACAAGAAAGGCCAGAAAGUGACUGCUGAUGAGCACUUAACGCUUUCCCAAAAGGAGACAAAGCAUACUUUAUUCAUUCAGAAGGUGUGUGAUAAUGAUGCUGGCCUCUAUGUUGCUCGGGCUAAAAAUUCUAGUGGCACUAUAUCAUCAAGUGCCAUUCUCCGUGUGCAAGUACAAGGAAAACAGCCAAAUUUCAUACAGAAAUUUGGACACACAACUCUUCAAGAAGGAGAAGAUUUAAUCCUGCAUUGCACUGUACGUGGAAAGCCCGUACCACAUGUCUACUGGAGCAAGGAUGAUAUCCAAAUAGUUGCUGGAGACAUCAGUACUGAGAAAUUAGGAGAUAACUACUACCUGUUAAAAAGAAAUGUAGCUCUUGCUGAUACUGGGAAGUAUAUCUGUGUUGCCAGCAAUGAAGUUGGAAAGGCAUGCUGUUCUGCUAUAGUAACAGUGAUAGAGAAAAAUAAAAACCCAGAACUUUUCACUGUAAGUCAGGCUAAAUCAGAAUGGGAAAAUGGGUACUUCUCAACAAAAGGGGAUGUCACCACAGCUGAACUUGUACAAGACCAGGACAUGUAUUGUGUGAGAGGCCAAAUGCCAGUCUCUAAGCAUCUCCCAGUAAGGUUUGAAGAGAAACUGUGGCUUCAAGGAGUGUAUCUUGAGCUUGCGAGACCACCAGAUAUUAGCUUCAGUCUGGAACAUGUUCCUGGUUUACUUCAGCCUACUGCCAAGGAUCAGAAGAUGAACUGCGAUUAAUGAGGGGGUUCAUCUUGUUUCCUGUUUCCCUAUGUGAUGAGAAAAUGAAUAUUUGAGAGCUAUUUGAUGUGUAUCUAGAUUGAAAUUUAUAUUUGAUUUCUCUAUAAAUCGUUAUUAAUAAAACUCACUAAUGCCCAGCAGUUA
Messenger RNA from Lagopus muta (rock ptarmigan), 8895 nucleotides. RefSeq names its product coiled-coil domain containing 141 (gene CCDC141). The transcript is spliced from 35 exons. The record is from RefSeq and is a predicted model, not a curated record. Bases 3679 to 8751 code for a protein of 1690 amino acids. Lineage: Eukaryota; Metazoa; Chordata; Aves; Galliformes; Phasianidae.